This is a messenger RNA of Seriola dumerili (greater amberjack), 1045 nucleotides long. RefSeq names its product IFI30, lysosomal thiol reductase. The coding region runs from base 6 to 779 and encodes 257 amino acids. Gene Ontology annotation, cellular component: lysosome. Lineage: Eukaryota; Metazoa; Chordata; Actinopteri; Carangiformes; Carangidae. Gene Ontology annotation, molecular function: oxidoreductase activity, acting on a sulfur group of donors, disulfide as acceptor. The transcript has 7 exons. The record is from RefSeq and is a predicted model, not a curated record.
CAGACAUGAAGCUGUCAGGACUGCUGGCUGUGUUUUUACUCCUCUGUACUUUCAGGAGAGGUUUCGGGAUAUCUCAUCCCAAGCCAUCCUGCCGUUAUCCUCCUUCUCAGUGGUGUCGAUCACUGGAGAUAGCGAUAGAAUGUAAGGUUCAGAAGCAGUGUAUGGAGGUGAAUGCUACCAGACCAAACCGGGCUGUUCCUCCAGUAUCUGUCACUCUGUACUAUGAGAGCUUGUGUCCAGCCUGCAGAGUCUUUAUCUCCCAGCAGCUGUUCCCUACUUGGACGAUGCUGCAGGACAUCAUGACUGUCACUCUGGUGCCCUACGGGAAUGCCAAGGAGCUUCCCUCAGCAAAUUCUCCCUUCGCCUGUCAGCACGGAGAGCCUGAAUGCAGAGGAAACAUGAUUGAGGCUUGUAUCAUCCAGUUAACGGGAGACUCAGCACUUCACAUCAUCUACUGCAUGGAGUCAGCUGCAGAUGUUCUCGCCGCUGCACAGCCUUGCCUCCAGCUCUACGCUCCCUCUGUCUCCUGGUCAAGUGUCGACUCCUGUGUCAAAGGAGGCAUGGGAUACCAGUUGAUGCACGCCAACGCUGUCAUGACCAGAGCUCUGAACCCCGCUCACACACACGUCCCCUGGGUCACCUUCAAUGGGGAAUACACAGAGGAGAAUGAGGACAAGGCAAUGUCGUCCCUUUUCCAUUUGGUUUGCCAACUUUACAAGGGGGUGAAGCCUCCAGCCUGCACUGGAGCACCAGUCAGACUGGACAGAAGCUUCUGCUGAACACAACAAAAUCAACUUUAAAAUAUCUGCAGGAAAACAGCAGAUCAUAACAUAUACAAACAUACAUAAUGUACCAAAUAACAUCAUCAUAUUCAUACUGGCAUGUUUAGUUUUCAUUCAAGAAUAUUGUAGUUGAUAACAAUGUAGAUAUGGGAUCAUAUAGUGGGAUUUUGUGUCUCCUGUAUUUUGAUGGGACUUUUGGGACCAGAUUUGAAAGUGAAAUAAAUCUGACUUGUCUUGAAUGUAAAUCUUGAGUGACAUUAUUU